This is a messenger RNA of Perkinsus marinus ATCC 50983, 3918 nucleotides long. RefSeq lists its product as hypothetical. Bases 1 to 3918 code for a protein of 1305 amino acids. NCBI's taxonomy places the organism in Eukaryota, Perkinsozoa, Perkinsida, Perkinsidae. The transcript is spliced from 13 exons. The record is from RefSeq and is a predicted model, not a curated record.
AUGGAGAUGGUUGAGAGUGGCGGCAGGCAUGUGGCCCGUAUGAGGGACAUCACUGUGAUGGGAUCUGGUGGAGAGAAGUUGAAGGAGAGCGUCAGGGUGGUCAGUGUUGGUUGGGAGGGUACGGUUGAUGAUGUUAUCACAAGGUCGUUCGAGAAGGCCGGUCGAAUGGAUCUUUGUGAGGCUGAUAUUGAGUUCUUCGAGAUGGACCCGGAGGCCCAGGUGGAGGAGAUAGGGCACUGCUAUGAGGCGGCUCAAGGUGUGGAGGAUUGGGUUUUGACUGCCCCGUCAGUUGAAGAGUUGCCGGGAAUAACGGAGGGCCUGGGAAACGAACCGGAGUGCCGAAUUGUUCUCAUCGAUGCUCCGCCAGGGUCUGUACCGCACAAGCUGAUCACAGAUGAUGUUGCUGUGAAUGCCGAGACUCUCGGGACUAUUCGGAAGACCGGGGGCAAGCAUGUCUUAUACGCGCCUGGGUGGACGGGCGGAGUUGCAGUUGAUGGGGUCUUCAGAAUAGGCUGGGACGAGUCACUUGUUGAGGUCCUCGAGCAAGCAAGGCAACAGACCACGAGGGCCAAGGCUCGAGAGCUUCUGUUACAGGAAGAGCUGAGGUUCGCCUCGGGGACCCUAGAGGAGCAACGCAGUCUCAUUGAGGGGUGGUGGAAUGGACAGAAGGAGGCCGUCACUGAUGCCUGGGUGGUCGAGACGGUCCCAAACCUACUUCAGCUUAUACGGGGAAUAACUAGUGUCUUGCGUGGGGAAAGGCCUACAACCAGACUGGAUAAGUCUGCUGUUGGUGCAGGAGAGGACGGUAGUGUAAGUGAUGCUGAUGAUGGGGCGCUGUUAUCAGCAGACAACUCUGUUGGUCCUACCCUGGUGGUCGAGGAGGCGCCCAUUGUUGCGGCAGAGAUAGUGGAUGAUAGCACUUCUCCAGAUACCAUCAUGAACGCCGUUCAAGAGGGUUCAAUAGAAGGUUCGGCCCUCGAGUGUGGACCCGGUUUUUGCACUGAAAUCCCAGCGUCGCCGAUAUCUACUGUGCCGAGUACGCCAGAGGUCGAGGAGUCGUUGGAAGUGGUGACAUCGAAAGGGCCGAAAGUGGCAGUCACCCCUACAGAGGCCUCAAUGAGCAGUUCUUCAGUGGAAGCUAGGGAGACGGAGAAGCGCGGUGGAACAGUUGUGAUUAUUCAUGCUCCUCCUGGGGUGGUGCCGAGGGAGCUGCUCACGGAUGAUGGAGUGUCUGGCGAAAGACAAAUUCAGCAGCUCUUGGAAGACGGUGAUGACCGUGUUGUGCAUGCGUGCACGGUGAGCUUCCUGUUUCGGUUCAAGUUCCAACGUGACCGAGUGGCUGUGGUGAACUACGGCUGGGAGGGCGCCAUUCAAGAGGUGAUCGGACGCACGUUGGCUCAUGCGGGGGAUGAGAACAAGUCUAAACAGGACGAAGUAUUCUUCCAGUUCCCUAUGAGCAAACAAGGCGGUCUCUUUGCCAAAUGGUAUCAGCAGGCAUCCAAGAAGAUUCCUCGAGGGGUGAAGACGGCCAGUCCGGGGUCGGAAAAGGCACUACGAGAAGCAGUGCAGAGGAUGCUGGGGGAAAAGCCACGAUCGUCGAGGACGAUCUUCCUGGUUGUCCCGAUGGGUCUGCCAGGGUCGGGCUCUAGUGAACUCCUUGAAGACAUGUUUGAUAAGAUAGAGGUUAAAAAAGGAAAGUUUAUACAGGGGAAGAACCGAACGGAGAGUGAGCAGAACUCAGAGGCGGUGGUGAGCAAUGCAGCUCUCAUCAAGGCGAGGGACUUCGCGAGAAGGGGGGCUUUUGAUAGUACAGCCUUGGGCGCUGCCUUGAGGAGGGCCAGUGGUGACUUUGUCCAACACAAAGUGAGGAGGUCCAAACAGGAGUCCAAGCACGUUGUCUUCCUCGAUAUGAAUCACACUGAUAUUCACAGUAUUAAGACCUCGGCCAGGAACUUCAUGGUCAACGGCGUGGAUGUGAGAGUCGUAGCGUUGUUCAUGGCGGAGAUUGCGGGAACGACAGAAGUGGCGAGCUGGAAGUACCCGUGGAGCCCUCAAGCGAUGCUGACUUGUUUGAAGAGGGAGCUGAGCUCCCAUGGGAACUCGGAGGGCUUUGAUUCACGAAUGACAGAACAAUUCUUUGAGCUUUGCCGUGAACUCGCGAAGUACAAGUGCCCGCAGACCAGCAGGCUGAUCAGCGAGGUCAGACGAGUGCCAAUUAUCGAGCCUGGCACGGUGGUGGAUAUUGAGAGUGCUAGUCGAGGAUUGGAGCAGCUCGGGAACGUCAAGGGUAGCUUCUCAGAGGAAGAACUGCAGCUGGCGGAUCACCUUGCGGGGAUGGCGUCGCUUGUCUUGUGCUUGGNNNNUAUUUCCUCGCACUCCACUGCCAUACAGGAUGGUGACGUUGUGGAAGUCUGGUCGGUCUCGUUGGUGGAUCGUCUAUUGCGGCUGCUGCAAUUCCAAGAUCGGCAGAGGUAUGAGGUUGAGCAGAGGAAGCUGAGGAAGGAGGUGGAGGAAGCUAGGGAGAAUCUGAGGAGGAGCCUUGAGGAAGAGCGGAGGAUCAUGGCACUGAGUCCACAGGGGAUCUCAGUCGACUUACUGGAUGAUGAGGUUAUUCGCCGCUUCCGUGUUGAUGGUAUGACCACACUGGCAGAGGCGGCAUUGCAGAGAGCGAGGGCGAUGGCCGCUAGUAGGCAUAGGGAGAAGGUUGAGGGGUGUGAGCACCUGCAUGUAGCCGCAGAGGCUCGGUUGGCAGAAGCUGAGGCCAGGUUAGGGGCAGCGCAUGCUGAGCCGUGGGGUAGGGUUAUGAAGGCUUGGCGCUUGUUCACGGGGUUGGACCAGGGAGGAGUUGAGGAGGAGGCCCAGGAGGAUAGUGGACAGAGAGCAGCUAAUGCUCCUCCAGCAGAUAUCGAACGGGGCUUUCCAGGGGAGUGGGAGGUGGUACCGCAUUUUGAACUUUUUAAUACUCUCUCUAUGGUCCGCGAUAGUGCCAAUGUCGGUGUGGGAGAGUUCACGGCCUACCCUCGAGGGAAGCACGAUUAUUGUCAGAGGCUCGGUAUACUAUCCUUCUUCGCAGUGGUGAUGAUCAUCUACCUUUACGUCGAUACUCGGAGGUUUCGGAUGCUGUCUAGGGAGGAGAAGCCUUUUAGAGGGGCUGCGCUCGCCCGAGCGGGUCCGGUGGGAGAAGCUACCCGUAUGAAUGCGGAGUUACGGCCUGUUGCUGUUGUGAAGGAGGAUGUGUAUGGGGAAGAGGAGGAAGCAGUGGUUUUAGAAACGAAGCUCACGACGCUUGAAGACGAGUCCAACACGCAGUCACUGGCCGCUGAGACCUCUCCGAGUAAGGCGACGACUCUAGCGGUCCCAGUGGUGACUCAGACGCGGCGCCCGGUGAUAGUAUCUACCACGCCAGCACUGAUCGAGUUCGAACUGGUGCCGGUCACGAAUAGUGGUAGAGGGGAGGGCGGUGCUGAGGCUGGGUCUGAUGAUGUUAGACUUGAGACUGUUGUCAAGAGUGAGGUGGGAGGAAGAGGGCAGGAAGCCGGUACCGGCGUGUCGGGUGGUGAUGGUGACACGCUCAAGCCUAGUACAACGAAGGGCGGCGGCGGCGGCGUAGGGGAAGUGAGGGCUGAGGCAGAGGUGGAUGUGAGCAGUAGUAAUAUUGGAAUUGUUGGGAUGGCAACAACAACAAGAGCGGAAAUGACGAGGACUGUAGGGCGGGCAGCUGGAAUGGAGACGACCCCGUCAACCUCUGGGACUAGCAAGGGGCAGCGGACUAGGGCUGAGGAUAUGGCAGAGAUCGUUAAGCGGCUGGAGAGGUUGGAGGAUGAGGUGGCGUCCAAAACACAGACUAGAGGGAGGCAGCCCUCCACCCCCGGCCCUAUCGAUAAAGAGGAGGGUAAGGAGGACGAGGGGGCAAGGUGA